Molecule: messenger RNA, 3092 nt
Organism: Durio zibethinus
Lineage: Eukaryota; Viridiplantae; Streptophyta; Magnoliopsida; Malvales; Malvaceae
Source: RefSeq, a predicted model, not a curated record
UUAAAUUUAAAUCUUUACACGUAUAUGUUAUUGUAUGCACGCAUCCUUUUAAUUUGGAAUCGGGGUGUCACAUUUUAUUGGCCAUUUGCAAAACUCAUUUGACAACUCAAAAUUUAACUACUGCAAACCUUGGACAAUUCCAAAAACGACAUUGUUCAUCAACCACACACUGAAAAUAGCAAAACUGAAAACCAUUUUUUUUAGUACAAGAAUUGAGACACCACUGUUUUUCCAUGUCCGAACCAGCCGCAAGAACUAGAGGAAGAGAAUUUAGCUUGACUCAAUCUCCUAUUUUCUUCUCCCUUAUAACCCUUUCAUCUCUAAACUUCAUAGAGUUUCACUCAGAACUCGCUCCCCUCUCUCUCCUUGCCGCGUCGUCCCCGCGCGGCAAAACCCCCUCUGUUUUCCUCUGCCUCUGCCUCUCAUCAUCAACCACCAAAAAAGGAAAGAAAAAAAAAAGAAAAGGUUAAAAAAAAAAAGAAAAGUAGGCAUGAAAAUGCCAUGGAUGAAUCUCUUAUAUCUUGCAUUUCUCUUUAUCCCGUUAAGAAUUCAGCUUUGUUAUGGCCAAGAUCUUGCCGCUGACUAUGACGAUGAUGAGCCGGCCCCGGCACCGCCACCGGGCCAAGACAAUUGUAAUGGUGUAUUCUUGAGCUAUGCUUUCACGUCAAGGACUAAAGAAUUACCACACGUAAAAAACGUUACAGCUCAAUCCUGGGCGUUUAACUCCAUAGCCACCAUAAUCAAUUCUGGGACGGAAGAGGUAAAAGAAUGGAAGAUGUUUGUUGGGUUUCAACAUAGAGAGAUAUUGGUGUCUGCGAGCAACGCCAUCGUCGUUGACGGUAGCGGGGAUUUUCCUGUGGCGGUUGGGAAUGGAACAACCAUAGCGGGGUACCCCAUGACGGAUCUCAAGACCUCCAUUGAUACCGCUGGAGAUUAUAACCAGAUUGCGGUUCAGGUUCAGUUCACGGGUACCAUGUUUGGGUUGAAAGAGAAAGUUAUUCCAAUGCCGAAGACAAUCAAGCUGGCUAACGAUGGCUGGGACUGCCCUAAGCCUACUAAGUAUCCUACCUACAUGCAUGUAUGUUGCAAGAAGAAUCCGAAAUUAAAGGCCAAGUCUCCCAAGGGCAAGUACUUGCCUAGGCAAUAUGGAGACCUCAACUUCAUGUAUGAUGUUCUAAAAUCAUAUGAAGGUAGCUAUGAGGCACAAGUAACCAUGGACAACAACAACCCCUUAGGCCGCCUUGAUCAUUGGAACUUGACUUGGGAAUGGAUGAGGGGAGAGUUCAUUUACUCCAUGAGAGGAGCCUACACUCACAGAAUCGAUUUCUCCGAUUGCAUUUUAGGCUUACCUGGGCAUUUCCUCAAGGAUUUGGAUUUUACUCAAGUCAUGAAUUGCCAAAAAAAGCCUGUGAUUGCUGAUUUGCCAGCUGAUAGAGCAAAUGAUAGCAAUAUUGGUAAGAUCCCUUAUUGUUGUAGAAAUGGAACUCUGUUGCCACCAUUGAUGGAUGAAAGCAAAGCAAGAUCAAUUUUUCAAUUAAGGGUCUAUAAAUUGCCCCCUGAUACAGCUAAAACUGUUUUGUAUCCACCACAAAGAUGGAAUGUUACUGGGGCACUCAAUCCUCAGUACAAAUGUGGGGCUCCAAUUAGAGUAGAUCCAACAGAAUUUCCUGAGCCAAGUGGGCUCCAGGCUACAACAAGUGCUAUUGCAAGUUGGCAAGUUGUUUGCAACAUUACCAAACCAGAGAAGAAGAAAACUAAGUGCUGUGUUUCUUUCUCAGCUUUCUACAAUGAUUCUGCUAUUCCAUGCAGUACCUGUGCUUGUGGCUGUGAUGAUAUUGAUACAGAUACUUGCAACCCAAAUGGGCGUUCAAUGCUUCUUCCAGCAGAUGCUCUUCUUGUUCCUUUUGAAAACAGGACAGCUAAAGCUAAAGCCUUCGCCCAUCUCAAACACAGGACUGUUCCAAAAAAGUUGCCUUGCCCUGACAAUUGUGGAGUUAGUAUAAAUUGGCAUAUUAACUCUGAUUACAAGACUGGAUGGACAGCUCGGGUCACCCUGUUUAACUGGGGAGAUUCUCCUUUUGAGGAUUGGUUCACUGCUGUUGAAAUGAAAAAGGCUUUCCCUGGCUAUGAAAAUGUGUAUUCCUUCAAUGGAACAAAGCUGAAAUCCCCUAAGAAUACCCUUUUCUUCCAGGGUUUGCCAGGUUUGAAUUACUUGGUGGCAGAGACAAAUGGGACUAGAGUACAUGAUCCUAGAGUUCCUGGAAAGCAACAAUCUGUUAUUUCAUUCACAAAGAAACAGACACCAGGAAUAAACGUUCGACGUGGCGAUGGAUUCCCUUCAAAGGUGUUCUUCAAUGGUGAAGAAUGUGCACUUCCUGAUGAUUUUCCAAGGAAUGCAGCAGGGCACUGCUCUCGAGUUUCCUUCAUGGCUGCUAUCUUCAUAUCUAUCAUGACUUUUUGGCUGAUAACAGACCGUUUCCAUUGAUGAUCAUUGGGUUCCUUUUUUUUUUGCUUGUAGUGUAUUAGCUUUGGUAAGCUUUUUUCUUUUCUGCUGCUAUGAUUUAAAGUCAACAUUUUGAACAAACCCAUCAUCAAUCAUUUUAUAACUAGCAAUUCGAUUUGAUAUGUUGUCUUAGGGAAAAGAAAUAAUGCUGAUGGAUUGGACAUGGGUGGAUAUAUAGAGGAUGGAGAGCAAUGUGCAACUACAAAUUGAAGGCUUGUUCUGCUAUGAUAUUUUAUCAUCAAGAAGGGCAGAUGAGAAGAUUGUAACAACUGUGAAAACAUAAUUUUUAUGAUAAUUAUUUAUUGCCUGACAAGGGUUUCCAAUGUAAUAUUUUGGACAACCUUCUUUUUGCUUUCUUGUGUAUGUAUUUUACUGCAAAAGAGACAUAGGAUUAAGGUUUUAGAUUUUUAUGAAAAGGACAAAUUAGAACUUCCAUAUGUCUUGUUUUUUAAGACUGUUUAAGAAGGCUAAUGAACAAGCCAAUGAAAGGGGUGAUAAUAAAUUAAGAAAUUUCAUUGAUGUACACAAAAAAAGUGAUCUUAUAUUCACAGUUCAUCGCCAUGAUAUUGACCAUGGUGAUUUUUGACUA